This is a messenger RNA of Nematolebias whitei (Rio pearlfish), 1173 nucleotides long. RefSeq names its product DnaJ heat shock protein family (Hsp40) member B4 (gene dnajb4). Lineage: Eukaryota; Metazoa; Chordata; Actinopteri; Cyprinodontiformes; Rivulidae. Gene Ontology annotation, molecular function: protein-folding chaperone binding. The record is from RefSeq and is a predicted model, not a curated record. Gene Ontology annotation, cellular component: cytosol.
AGGUCUUAAGGGAGGAAAUGGACCUGCUCCCGAUGGUCAGAGCUCGGCCUUCACCUACACCUUCCAUGGAGAUCCCCAUGCCACCUUCGCCACCUUCUUCGGGGGUUCCAACCCGUUUGAGAUGUUCUUUGGGCGUAAAGCGAACGGGAGGGACGACGAGGACAUGGAGGUGGACGGAAACGACCCCUUCGGCUCGUUCACCAACUUCAACAUGAACGGAUUUCCUCGGGACGGCCAUGCCGGCCAGCAGCGCCGGAAGCAGGACCCGCCCAUUGUCCACGAACUGAGGCUUUCCCUGGAAGAGGUCUUCCAAGGCUGCACCAAGAAGAUGAAAAUAUCCCGCAAGAGGCUGAAUCCAGACGGCAGGACCAUGCGCACGGAGGACAAGAUCCUCACGAUUGAGAUCAAACGGGGAUGGAAGGAGGGAACCAAGAUCACGUUUCCGCGGGAGGGAGACGAAUCGCCCAACACCAUCCCUGCUGACAUCGUUUUCAUCAUCAAGGACAAACCCCACCCUCACUUCAGAAGGGAGGGCUCUAACAUUGUGUAUCCUGUUCGCGUGAGCCUAAGACAGUCUCUGUGCGGGUGCUCGGUUACCGUGUCCUCGAUAGACGGGAAGACGUCCAACAUGAAGAUCACGGACGUCAUCAAGCCGGGCAUGAGGAAAAUCGUAGCCGGACAGGGGCUCCCGCUUCCCAAAAACCCCGAGCAGAGAGGAGACCUGGUGGUGGAGUUUGACGUGAAUUUUCCCGACGUGCUACCUGGCAACGCCAAGGACGUGCUGAAAAGACACUUACCUACGUAGGACACAAAGAACCAAAGGAGAGGAUGGAGACAGGCACGAGACGUGUCUCACCCUCGAUACGAGUCACUUUUACACAAGGAUGGUUCUGACCGUGCACAGAUGGACCCCCAACUGAUGAAUGUGCAAUUUCUAUUUUUGAGCUGCUUGUUGUUUUUCUAAAUAUGAUGCAUGCUGCCAAGCCGAUACAGUGAAGAACUGCUUGUGCCUGGACUGUUACGUGAAACGCAGUGGACUUUGUUGGCUGGAAAAGAAGGCGCCAAGAAUUACCAGCGAUCCCGGGAAUAAACUUUUGUACCAAAAAGAACAUUUUCUUUCUUUCGUCUACAUCUGAUGGGGCUCUUUUUGAGCUGUCUCUUAUGGAUAACUAA